Linderina pennispora is the source of this 533-nucleotide messenger RNA. RefSeq lists its product as uncharacterized. NCBI's taxonomy places the organism in Eukaryota, Fungi, Kickxellomycota, Kickxellomycetes, Kickxellales, Kickxellaceae. The transcript has a single exon. The record is from RefSeq and is a predicted model, not a curated record. Bases 233 to 454 code for a protein of 73 amino acids.
AAUACAUUAAAGGCGUAUCCCGGCAAGCAUUAACUAGGAAAGCAGUGCACCUGUGAGGGAUGUAACCAUUGCACAAACGGGGUAUUUAAAUGUGCCCUGGCAUGGUACGAAGGAUGCUGGCAAAUAGAUUCAAUCUAUUCACCGAGUCUAAGCGCUUUUCAGCGUCUCCUCCUACCCGAUGUAUUUACUGAAACUCUAGUGCUAUGCUGCAUUAGUAUUGUACUGUUAAUUGAUGGAGGUAAUGCAAAGUAUAUAUACAACGUGCUGGCAGGAGAAAAGUGGCUAUUGGUAUCGGGUGACUCAAGCACUGGCAGGAGCAGCUUCAUUCUUGAGAGUGAAAGACCACAGACGUUUACUAGGAGGGGACCCGGACCCAUCCCCAGUUAGAUUUGACGAAGAAAAGCGCAGCCAAGAGUUGUCUGGGUGGAGUUGUAUUGAAACAAGCAGGUUUUAGGGCUGGUUUAGAAUCGAGUCUUGUUUUUAGCCACCAGUAUCCUGGGUUUGAAGCUGAAAUGAAGCCCGGCGGGCUUGGC